Zymoseptoria tritici IPO323 is the source of this 1521-nucleotide messenger RNA. RefSeq names its product Ca2+/calmodulin-dependent protein kinase. The record is from RefSeq and is a predicted model, not a curated record. Bases 1 to 1521 code for a protein of 506 amino acids. Lineage: Eukaryota; Fungi; Ascomycota; Dothideomycetes; Mycosphaerellales; Mycosphaerellaceae. Gene Ontology annotation, biological process: protein phosphorylation. The transcript has 2 exons. Gene Ontology annotation, molecular function: protein kinase activity; ATP binding.
AUGACCGUCCUGUCGAACAAUGCGAUUCUACUCAGACGCUACGGAUUGGAUGAUCCUGAUGGAGGUAUCACUGUCAGCAAAGGCUCGCCAGAUGUGCUGCUCAACAGUGAAGACCGCAUACAACUGACACAAAGCAUUUCCAUCACACUGCGAUCAUUCCUCGAGCAGACGGAAGCAGCACCACUUGGUCGCACUCGCGAGGCGGAGGCUGCUCUUUUCGCCAAUCACUUCAAGCUCACGAGGCGGAUCCUCGGCAUUGGUGCGUACGCCUCUGUUCGUGUUGCGAUCAAACCAGAUACCGGUCGCCAGUAUGCGUGCAAGAUCGUUCGAGCGCCGGAGAAGAACAUCAACGGUAUACCUGAUAAGACCUCAAGAGAGUACAACGUUCUCAAAGACCUCUCGCAUCCCAAUAUCGUGUCGCUCGAAAAGGUCUUCCGCACAACAUACUCAAGCUACAUCUUCCAAGAGCUCAUCACAGGAGGCGAUCUGUUGUCCUAUCUCUGCAUGCAUGAUGGUUGUCUCGAAGAACCAGAAGCUGCCAUGAUCUCGAAACAGCUCCUCGAAGCCGUCGAAUACCUGCAUCUGCACAACGUCGUCCAUCGAGACAUCAAGCCCGAGAACAUCCUGAUGACCUCGUGGCGCAUGGGCGCCAGAGUCGUGCUGACAGACUUUGGCCAGUCGAGAAGUCUUGCCGACGUUGAAAGAGCUGCCAAACAUGCAGGUGCUUUCCGCAUGCACACACAGGUCAUUCAAGACGGAUGCGGCUACAGUAAAGCCAUCGACAUCUGGUCGAUCGGGUGCGUGACUGCCAUGAUGUUCCACAAAGUCCCGGAAUCCCCAGAGUUCUGCCAAUACGACCCGAGCGACUUCGAAAUGUCGCAGACCGACGACAGAUUCCACACCCUCGAUGACCCGAAGACCUGGGGUCACAUCAGCUCGAAAGCCAAGGGUUUUAUCAAAGGAUGUCUCGCUCCGCGAGAAGCUGAUCGCCUCACGGCAAGCGAAGGCCUGACUCACAAGUGGUUCACUUCCCUCCACCACCGAUCGGAAUUCGAAGCCGCAUAUGAGCGAGCUGUCGCCGACUGGAAACCUCGGCCCAACCAUACCAAUAUCGUCGAAUUCAUCGAUACAAGUCACAUCCAAAACGAAGAAGCAGUACGCUCCCAUCACUUCGAGCCUGCACUUCCUCGACCUGCUUCCGAGCCUCGCUCAACCGACCAAGCCGACAUGAUCGCUCGGUGGAGGGCAGACGAGGUCCACGCAAGCCCAGCAGCUUUCGUCAACUACACUGCUUCUCAAUACGAGGAAGAGAGUCUCGAUCUCCGCAGACUCUCACUCCAACCACCAGCCACAGCGCAACCAGAGUCCGCUUCGUACCCACAGAUCGAGGACUCCCAAGAUGAGUUUCGCGAUGCAUACAUCGACCAUGAUAUGGAGUUCGAUCUCGAAUCACAACUCUAUCAGGCGUCUCAGAAUCAGGCGAUCAAUCGUCGUGCACUUACCACUCAUGGCCAUUACUAA